GCAGCAAAGCAUCCUUCGCGUCUCCCUCCCCCUUGCAAUCCCAGCAUCUCUGGGGCAGCAGCCUCCCAUCCCGCGGCGCUGGGGCCCUGCUGCUGCCUCCCCAGUCUCUGUGCAUCCUCCCCAUCGCUGCUCGGCUCCGUUUUAGCCGUUUCUUUCCCGGCUUCCCCCUGUGCUGCAGGCUGGGAGUGGUACGGUCCUCCCUCCGGCGCCCGUUGCUCUGUGGAUGUUGCUAGAAGGUGAAGGCACCCGCGCAGGCUGCGGAGGCUGCAGCGGCUGCAGCCAGCCCCGAGACGUCCCGGGAGAGGGGGUGGAGGGGAUCCAGCGAGGAGACGCGUGCUCAGCUCCGGCCCUCUCCCUCCCGCGGCUGCUCCCGGGUCCGGCGGCAUCGCAUCGUUAGUGAGGAGCCAUGACCCAGGGGAAGCUCUCUGUGAACAACAAGCCCCCCAACUCCGAGGGGCAAGGGGAGAAGAAGGACAAUGCCACGGCUCCACCAGCUCCUCCGACCUAUGAGGAGGCGACGGCGGGAGAAGGGAUGAAGUCUGGCGCUUAUCCUCCUCCCCCAUCGGUCCCGCUUCACCCCAGCUGGGCUUAUGUUGACCCCAGCACCAGCCCGAGCUAUGGCAGUGGCGGGUACCCAGGGGACACGGAGAUGCUCACGACCUUCAGCUGGGAUGACAGGAACGUGCGCAGAGUGUUCAUCAGGAAGGUUUAUGCCAUCCUGAUGGUCCAGCUCUUGGUCACUGUUGUCAUUGUGGCUUUUUUCACCUUCUGUGAGCCGGUCAAGGGGUACAUUCAGACACACUCUGCCUGGUAUUGGGCUUCCUACGCUGUUUUCUUUGUGACCUACUUGAUUCUUGCUUGCUGCUCUGGACCCAGGAGGUAUUUCCCAUGGAAUCUGAUCCUGCUGAGCAUCUUUACACUCUCCAUGGCUUAUCUCACUGGGAUGCUCUCCAGUUACUACAAUACCAAGUCAGUCCUUCUGUGUCUGGGGAUCACAGCCCUGGUGUGUCUGUCUGUCACCAUCUUCAGCUUCCAGACCAAGUUUGACUUCACCUCCUACCAGGGCGUCCUCUUCGUGAUGCUCAUGGUACUCUUCUUCGGUGGCAUCAUCCUUGCUGUUAUACUGCCCUACCAAUAUGUCCCUUGGCUUCACGCAAUCUAUGCUCUGCUCGGUGCCAUUAUAUUUACUAUGUUCCUGGCAUUUGAUACCCAGAUGUUGAUGGGGAAUCGUCGGUACUCACUGAGCCCAGAGGAAUACAUUUUUGGAGCCCUCAAUAUCUAUCUGGACAUCAUCUACAUCUUCUCCUUCUUCCUCCAGUUCUUUGGAUCCAGUCAGGAGUGAGUGCAGCAAGGUAUCUUCUCUUGCUGGCAAGAUGCAAGCGUUUAAGAAAAAUAUAAGAUGAUGAAAAAAGGAUUAAAAAAAACAACCGAACAAAACCAAACCCAACCUUUCUGGCCCACUAGUAGGCUCCAUUCAAUCAGCUGAGCAAAGCCCCUGGGUUCCUUAUGCAGCUUGUAUAUAUGCUGUUAGGCCUUUGUGAACCAGAAAGCAAAGUAGGGCUUAAGUGUUAUGUCUCUUCUGCUCCCUCCACUCCUACUGAGAUCAAACCAGACCAGAGACUGGGAGGCAUGAGACCAAGAUCUGCUCUCCCCCAGAGGCUGUCAGAGUUGCCUGUCUAAGUCCUGUACAUCAUGGGAUGUUGAAGUGCCCAGACCAGCUCUACAGAGGGAAAAUAAAAUUAAGGGGAGUAAGGAAUUUUGCUAGGAUCCUGGCAGGAAAACCAGUUGAAGAAAGGGAGAAAGGAAAUAAUAUAGGGAAAUAAUUGCAUCCCCCUCUUCCUCUCCUUCAUUCAUUUGGAGCCUUGUGGCCUCUACAGACAUAUAUUCCUGAUAGUGCCUGCUUUUAGAAGUGCAGAGCACGGGACAAUGUAGUCUGGAUGUCCUAGCAAUCAGUCCUCCAGGCACAAGGGAACCUGUUGUUCAGGAUGUGCAGCCUCUUUGAGGAUAUCCCUAAUGACCCUGCAGGAAGAAUUCUUCUGUAUCCUUCGCAUCUGCCCAUGGGGCUGAGUAUGUACUUUCUUUACUUCCCAGAGUGGGAUAGCAGAUCCAUGGGCUGUGGGCUCACCUCCCCACCCAAGGGGACAUGUUCAGUUCUCUGAAGGGUGGCUCUUCACUUGGGAGGGUUGUGAUCCCACGUAAGGAUUAUUGGCAGAGAAGAGAUGGAAGAGGCUGUGCAAAGCCAGGCACCUCCCCAUGGGGGAAAUGGGUGGCUGAGAUCCUGUGACCCAUCCUAGGGAUCUGAUGCCUUCACAAAGUUGUCUUGGUUGCUUGAGAUUAAUGGUCCUAAGUGGUUACUCCCUGGACACUGAGGCCAGGGUGAAUGCCUGUUGCUCAAAACAUGGCUUUGUAGCAAACACCAGUGUCGCCUCUUCCUCUGGCCCUUUUCCAGUUUUGCUCCCCCAAAUGGGGAUGUCAGUGAGAGCACUGGAUGCCUCUGAGUGCUCAGGUAACUUUCCAUCUUCCCCUUGCUCACAUUCCCCUGUUUGGGGGAUUAGCUGGCUAAUUUCUAACUGUAAAGCUCCAGGUGGAGAUAAGAGGCCUUUUGCUCUUAUUUAAAAAGUGAUCCUUUCUACUGAUAGAAACCCGUAUCUUCAAUCUCUCUGGGAAUGCCAGGGCAAGUGCGUCACUAAGCUGCCUCCAGCACUCCCUGCGUGUCCAAGAGAGGCUAUGCCAAAAUGCUCCGUACCACACAUUCCUCCUCUGCUGCUGCCCUGGCUUUUACCCUUCACAUGUUGUAUCUUCCCGCCACACGUGUUCAGUGCCCCAAGCUGGGCAGAGGAAAGUUACUGUGCAGAGUAAAAAUGCUUCAGCCCCUCUGCGGCUGCACUAACCUUGUCCAGGAUCACACAGCAGCACAGCUGAUGCCUUCCAUCUUACCUUCUUCCCCAAAACCCCCUAACUAGAAACGAAAGCAAAGCCAAAAUCAUUUUAAGGAUGAAGGAGACUAUUAGGUGAUGACAGCAUUAAGUUCAUGACCCACUGGUUUCUACAGUGCUUCACAGAGAAGAAACAAGGGCCUUGAAUUGCUGACCAGGCAGAACUGGGAGAGGGGACAGUAUGGGAAGCACCCUAAAAGUUUAUGAAAUAGGAGUUUAAAGAGGGAAUUUUCUGGCUCGGACCCAUGCAGGCACUUCUGAAGUAUCUUAGCAGACUGGCUGUGCAGCCUUUUUCCGCUCACAGCAAAAGGCCUUGUUAGUGUUUCUGCUCUCCAACUUUUGAGGAGGGAGUAUGGAGUUAUGUGGCAAGUUCUGACUCUGAAAUAGUCCCAAAACUCCUCCUCUGGAGGAUAAUUUAGACCAGAGCUCUGCAGCCUUCUUUACUGCACCGGGACUCCUCCAAACUGGCCCUGAAUACCCUUGGACCUGGGGAGAACACGGAUCUGCAGCCCACUCUGGAUCUCUUGCUCUUUUUCCUUCUGGUGUGGAGUAACUUUGCCGCUGCCUGAGCUGCUGCUACGUCCUGGCUUUCUGCUCCCGCGUGGGAAAAGCUUGCAUGGCACCUGCUCUAGCUCCAGGCCACUUGAGUGGGGAUGGCUUGCUGCCCUCCCGUGUCCCUCCACAGGGCUCCCUUCUUGCAUGUGUCCUGGUCCCUCUUCUGCGCUGACCCCUAUGACUUGCAGUCCAUCCAAGCCAGACCUACUGAAAGCACUUGGACUGAAGCACCGAGUAAUACGUACGUGCUCAGAGAGGUGGAAAUCCUCAUGAGGCUGAGUAACACAGGAUUAGGGGUGGGAUACUGCUAUGGGCAUGUUCCUGCUGGGUUCCCUGGCCAUCUGCGCAGCGGAGGUGCAGGGCUGCUUCUCUUCCUCCGUGUGGAUGUCCUUUACCUGAGGUCUGCAUCAUCCAGACCCUGGCUCUGUAUCCCCCUGCUCCUUUUGUCCGGCCAUUCUUAUGAUUUCAUUGUAAAUAGGAUUUUGUAUUUUCUCUGAACAUUGCUAAUAAAUUGUUGCAAAACUGUU
This is a messenger RNA of Tyto alba (common barn owl), 4018 nucleotides long. It is a transcript of the gene FAIM2, whose product is annotated as Fas apoptotic inhibitory molecule 2. Gene Ontology annotation, cellular component: endoplasmic reticulum; membrane; Golgi apparatus. The record is from RefSeq and is a predicted model, not a curated record. Bases 407 to 1342 code for a protein of 311 amino acids. Gene Ontology annotation, biological process: negative regulation of apoptotic signaling pathway. The transcript has 12 exons. NCBI's taxonomy places the organism in Eukaryota, Metazoa, Chordata, Aves, Strigiformes, Tytonidae.